Misgurnus anguillicaudatus (oriental weatherfish) is the source of this 4697-nucleotide messenger RNA. RefSeq names its product thrombomodulin-like. Lineage: Eukaryota; Metazoa; Chordata; Actinopteri; Cypriniformes; Cobitidae. Gene Ontology annotation, cellular component: membrane. Gene Ontology annotation, molecular function: calcium ion binding; transmembrane signaling receptor activity. The record is from RefSeq and is a predicted model, not a curated record.
CCCUAGCAUUCAGACAAAACACCAGAAAUCAACAGGCUAUAAUGAUGCUCAUUAAAAAUAAUGUUAUAUAUUUUCAGUAGAACAUAUCUUUCCUGAGUUCGUUUUUAGUGAAGGUGAUCAAAAAAGUUACUUAAGACAGGACAAACAAACAAAGUAGCCUACUGCAGAGCUCAAAACCAAGGCAGCCAUCCACGGCGCCAUCUUGUACACUCAUAGCAGUCUUUUCUAGGUAAUACAUCAAGCGUAUACAUAUAUGUAUCAUGUAAAGCAAACCAAACCAGUCAUUAUAAAAAUAACACAUAAGGGCGUAGGCUGUAAAUAUUCUGCACAUUUUUUCUGCUUACUUCUGCUUUUAAUGCCUGUUGGCCCAUGGGGUCAUACAGGAUACACCAAAAUGAUCUAAACACUCAGAUGGCACAGAAGCUUUAGAUUGUUAAAGCUUUAACCCCAUCUGUAACAAAUCUGACUUUUGUCUCUACACAAAAAUCGUUUUUUUAUUAAGCCUUACCCCAUAGCUGGGGUUCAUUGUAACAAACAGAGGAUUUAUUUUAACACUUACUAGAAAAUUCUGUUUAAACAAAUAAUCAAAUACUAACAUUUAUUUUAUUUAAGAAUUACAAGUUUUUCACAUAUUAAUAGUAAAAACACUCAUUAAAUUCGUUUUACAAAUACACGUGUGUGUACUCUAUGUACAUUUAUACACGUAGCAGACACUUUUAUCCAAAGUGACUAAAAGUAACUUCAAGUCAAAAAGUAUCAAGGAAAAGUCAAAAAGUAGGUUUAAAUGUUUAAAAAUACAAUUUGCAUAUUUUUCAGAGAUUUUAAUAUGAGGAGACCCACCCACAUUUUUGAUUCCAACGCCGUUAUAAAUUCGACACAACGCUCCUCGAACCGAUGAAUGUCUUUAACGCGCGCAUGGUAACUUGUUAUAAACUUCAACAUAUCGUGUGCAUCGUUACAUAACGCGUUAGCAGCAGAGAUGAGAGACAUUUUGGGAAUGGCGCUGGCGCUCGUUAUCCUGCGAGUUCGUGCUGAGAUCGUAAAUAACGGUUUUUGCGCGGAUGGAAAGUGUUUUAGUAUCCACGCAGACAGGGUCAAUUUUGCCACGGCGAACGGCAUUUGUAAAGCUCGAGGAGGACAACUGAUGACCGUGCGCACUGAGAAAGUGAACGAUGUUUUGAGGGAUCUGCUGGAAACAAUUACUGGAGACUUUUGGCUGGGACUUGAAUACACCAGUGGUCUGUGUUCUGGCUCUACUGUCGGGUUAAAGGGAUACAGGUGGAUCACCAAAGACAACAAAACCAACUUCACCAACUGGAAAAGGAGCGAUGAGGUCUGUUCCCCAAGAUGCGUGUCAGUCUCCAAAGACGCACUGAAAUGGCAGGAAUGGGCAUGCGACAAAACCCUAGAUGGUUAUUUGUGUGAAUACACGAUCACUAACUACUGUCCCCCGCUGGGCACGGGUGCGUUAUACGAAACACAUUUUGGAAUCACGAGUAAUGCCCUCCAAAACGUUCCUGAAGGCAGCAUCGGGACCGCGCAGCCCCUGGGUACGCGGCACGUGUGUGGGGACGGCUCUUGGCUUCCAGCACCGUGGCAUUGUGAAGUUUUCCAGGGAGGUUGUGAAUAUGAAUGCGUUAAGAAUGCUAAGGGACCCGAGUGCACGUGCCCGCCCGGGUAUAAACUCGACAACAACAUGGUCACAUGCACUCCUCCUCAGGACGAACCGAGCGCGCAAUCGGAACGCGCCUGUGGCCCGGGGUUUAAACGAAACGCGGAUGGGAUAACAUGCGACGACAUGGACGAAUGCAGCGAUGAGAGCGCCUGCCCUGGUGCGAACAAACAGUGCGUAAAUACGCGUGGCAGCUUUGAGUGUCUAUGCAAACCCGGCUUUAAGAGUGUGCGUGGAGAUUGCGUGGACGUGAACGAGUGUGAUUUCGGGCCCUGUGAACACGAAUGCACAAACACCCAAGGCGGUUAUCACUGUACAUGUUUUGAUGGAUUCAUACAAUCGACGGAAGACAUGCACAAAUGCAAUUUGCACUGUACUGAAGCUGAAUGCCCCGCGCAGUGUGACCCCAAUAACGCCCAGUGCAACUGCCCACAAGGUUUUGUUCUUGAUGAGCAGCUUUGUGUUGAUAUAGACGAAUGCGGUAGCGGUCCGUGUGACCAGAAGUGUGAAAACACAUUUGGAAGCUAUAAGUGCUACUGUAAUGAAGGCUUCAUUCUUCAAAAGGACGGAAAAUGUGAGGAUGAUUAUUUUGAGGGCUCAGGCACCUCGGGACCUUUUGAUACAUUUAUUCCCACCAGUAGACCCCCGAGAGAUAAACCAGUGCUUUCAACAGACAGUCUGCUGGGAAUAAUGGUUUGCACGGUCGUGUCUGCUGUACUGGUUGUUGUACUAGUUUGCCUCGUGCACUGCAUCACCAUACGUCGCAAUAAAACGCAACAUUACGAUCUGCAGAAAAGCCACGCGGACACCUACGAUUUUCAAACAGAUAUUUGAUAACAUAACUCUAAAACCAGACACAAACUAAAGAUUGUACACUGUAAAAACUAUAUUACACAUAUUAUUUUUGAGUAGUUUGUAAGAUUAAUUUUUAAUGGAAUUUAUCUGAAUAAAUUAAGAUACAUACUCUGAACUAGUUGAAUAAUGGCACAUAAUGAUUUUGUAUAAUUAGAGCAAUGUGUAAGACUGGCUGAACCCAGAGAGAACAAUUUUCUGAUGAGAAAAAAAAGUUUUCAAAGAGUUCACAUCUAACUCAAAGACAAGCACUCUCUGUGGGAGCCAGACCUCACCAAAACUACUCACAUCUGAUCAACCAUAGGCAGCUGGAGAUAAACUCCACCCAGGUCUCUCACACAAAUGACCUCCUGUAUGUAAAUGAAAUGUAUCUUCGCACAGAAAUCAAAGACACCGCAAACUUACAACCCCCAGAAUGGGACACCAAAACUUAAUAAUAAAUAAACAUUAUUUGGUAAAACUGGGUUUAAGGAGAGGUGUUAGAGGAUUUUGGGAAAUCGCUGUGUGUAAUUCUCAUCGACAUAACAUUUCCAACUCUCUCAUUUUGUAUCAUUAAAGCAGACAUUUCAGAAGACUUUUUAAAGAUGUCAAAUAAAUAUUUAGUGUCCUCAGAGUACACAUGUGAAGAUGUUAAAAUGACACUUUAUAGGUGUGAGCAAAAAUGUGCCGUUUUGGGGUGUGUAACAUGCAAAUGAGCUGAUGAAAUCCAAACACUGAUCGCAAUGAUGGUGGUUUGAUAAAAUUGAAACAGUUGUGCUGUCAAUUAUCUCUCUCUUUCUUUCUGCACUGAAUGGCAGUGCCGUGGUUGGAUAGUGCAGAUUAAGGGUCGGUAUUAUCCCCUUCUGACAUCACAAGGGGAGCCAAAUUUCAUUGACCUAUUUUUUCACAUGCUUGCAGAGAAUGGUUUACCAAAACAAAAGUUACUGGGUUGAUCUUUUUCACAUUUUCUAGGUUGAUAGAAGCACUAGGGACACAAUUAUAGCACUUAAACAUGAAAAAAGUCUGAUUUUCAUGAUAUCUCUUCUUUAAGGUUUUAUAUGACUGAUUAAUGUAUUAUAUUGCUUGAAUUGAAUGUUGAAUUAAUACAUAAUUUACUUUCUCUUUUUCGUAUUAUUGAGUGAUUUGUAUGAUUGAUUAAAGCAUUAUUGUUUGAGUUGGAAUUUGAAUUAUUUCAUAUUGUAGAUUUUUUAUGAUUGAUUGAUUAAUAUAUUGAUUGAAUUGACUUUUGAAUUAUUAUGUUGCUUGAUUAAUAAAUUGUUACAUUUGUAUGAAUUCUUAUUUGCUCUGUAUUAUUGACUCUUCUAAGUUAAGUAACUGUAUUACAAUGUAUCCUAUGUUGCCAUUAAUCUACGAUCGAGGUUAAGUUCUACCUGUAAGUAAGUUGUAUGUAAUCGUAUUUAUAUGUGGGCUACAUUGUUUCUGCUUUAAUUAAGUUGUUAUAUAUUAUUUAACUAUAUUCGGCUAAACGGUGCUGGCCUGAACCUCUGUUUAUUGUUGAGCUUUGUAUUAAGUUGUAUAUAAAGUGCACCUAUUUCAUUGCUUAAAAAACAACGUUAUUUUGUGUAUUUGGUAUAAUACAAUGUGUUAUGGUUAAAAAACACAUAAUUUUUCACAUACUGAACAUUUUUGUAGCUCCAGAUAUCCAUGCCUUUCUCAAACGCUCAGAUUUUGUACAAAACACAUUGAUUUGAAAAGCUCUGUGUCCCUGAUUGGCCAGCUAAUCUGUAUCUGUUGUGAUUGGCCUGAAUACCUCUGACGUCAGCAGGAAAUGUGACGCUCAUUACCAUGUUUGAAAGAUUCGGUUGCUAACAGGAGUUAACUUACAGGCUGUAAAUUCGGAAGCGGGAGGAAUUAUGAUAAUGUCAGUCUUUACUACAUCACCAAUCCUAGAAGGUAAACUGUUGCCUACAAUCCGUGUGUUUGUUGUAGUCCAAGAAAAGAGAUUUACAUUGGAGACGAUAACUCACGUCACCGUUUGUACUUUUGCAUAUCGCUAACAUGAACUGAUACACACACAACAAAGAUAAUGUAAAAAAAAUGUUUUACUCUUUGCAGCUAGCCUGUCCAGAGCAGGCUAACAAUCAGGCUAUAGUGACCUUCAUCCAAGUAUGCAUACUCUUGUGCACAUAUUUAUCACCUUCAUUGCCACAGAAGAUUCAUAAAGAAGGAUUUC